Messenger RNA from Bipolaris sorokiniana ND90Pr, 219 nucleotides. RefSeq lists its product as uncharacterized. The record is from RefSeq and is a predicted model, not a curated record. The transcript has a single exon. Lineage: Eukaryota; Fungi; Ascomycota; Dothideomycetes; Pleosporales; Pleosporaceae. The annotation marks the transcript as partial.
AUGGCGAAACAGCUGCCGGCGCAGCUAUCUCACAAAAGCGCCUUAGUACUGCUGCCUCCAUCACGCAUCACUGCGCCAAUCGAAGCAGUACGACGUGUCUAUGACAAACAGUUUCUACGAUGGCCUCCGCAUAUCAACUUGCUGUACCCUUUCCUAGCAUCCCCCUCCGAGUCUAGCAAACUCAAGCACGACAUUCGCAUCCGAAUUGAACAAGUAGCU